Molecule: messenger RNA, 1776 nt
Organism: Mesorhabditis spiculigera
Lineage: Eukaryota; Metazoa; Nematoda; Chromadorea; Rhabditida; Rhabditidae
Source: the annotation of a GenBank genome assembly
AUGGCCGACGACGUCAUCGCCGAUAUCUCCUCAGAUGAUGGCGAGGCCCAGGAGCAGCCAGCGGCAGCCAAGGGGCCAGUGACGCCACCAUCUGAAGAGACGGCUCAUGUGAAUGCUAGUGGUGACGGACCGACCCCAAUUCUUGAUGCUCCCGGCGCAGAGGAGGAGAUCGACCUCGACUAUGCUGAAGAUUUACCACGUGCCGAGGAGGAAGAGGGUGAGGCGGAGACGUCUCCUGACAACGGAAAUGAAAAUGAGAAUGAGAAUGAAGAUGGGGCUGCCAGCGACUCGGAAGACGGCGAAAUCAAGAGUGAUGGUGAGGUGUCGGAAGACGAUACUUCAAAGAAGAAGGCACCCAAAAAGGAGCGCGAGGACGGGGAGCUCGAAGAUGGCGAGAUCACGGAUUCAGACGAUGACGCCAUCGUUGUCAACAUGAAGCAAAAGGUCGGCUCGGGUCCCACGGCCAGAUUUGGAGGAGCUCCCGGUGUGUCACGUACUAUUUCGGCCAGUUCCUCGUCAAAGCCGGAAAACUCAUGGGCGAAGGGUCUUCGAGAGGCUAGAGAGCUGCUCCGCAAAUCCGACCAGAAAAAGAUGGAUCCGGAUUUUGAGGAGAAACGCAAAUAUGGACGUCUUUCCGGCGAACAGGACUGGGCCAACGAUAGCGAUGACGAAAAAAUUCCCUCGCUCCUCUCCAUCGAAGUUGGCGCACCCCGCCGUAAAGCUGCUCGUUACAAGGGAUACGAUUUGGCCAAUGGCGACUACACGCACCAUGUCGAUAGAAUACUGGAGCGCGAAGAGGAGGAGGAGAGGAUAAGACGAGGACUCGGACCGGGGCACACUUCGCCGCCACUGACGCCACGCUGGAGCGCCGGGUUGCUGGACAGAUAUGGAAGACCGUUGGACAUGAAACAGCUCGGCCCGCAAUGCACCUAUCCGGAUCGCGGCAGUCAACAGAAACGCCCUGACGGGCGUCGUCCCAGCUCUCCAUCUCGCCGUGCCCGCACCGGAAGCAACAUGACGCCCGUGUCUUCCCGUAGUGGCUCCGGCUCCAGAUCGCCCAGUCGCAACAAGAGCGGAAGGAAACGAAACGGGCGCAGUGGGUCCGGCAGUCGCACACCUACAAACGACCUGACUACCUAUCGGAUUCCCAAGCGAAAGGGCAGACGCUCUCGAUCUCCAUCAGCCGACCGCCGCUCGCCGUGGCGUGACAUGGAUCCGAAUGGCCCGGCGAUGCUCCGACCAAGGCGUGCCCAAUACAACCAACGGAAUCAAGCACCGCCUCCCCCGCGUCGUGAACCGAAUCAACCGAUUGAUCUGCAGCCGACUGGUGCUGAAGAUAUCAGUGAUGACGAGCUGGUUCGUGAAGCCAGUCUCCUCUGGCUCUUCCCGAUCAUCGUCACGCUCAUCUUCACGUUCCUCAUCGUCUUCUUCUGGAUCAUCUUCGGACGCCACCUCCCGCUCUACAAGCCCGGCCCUGCCUGCCAAAUACCGCACCGUCAACUCGGCCUCACCAGCCUGACUCCUCCGAAAACCCGUGUGCGAUCGCCGGCACCGAAGCGCAUCCGGAAAGCGCGCACUCCAUCGGCCAGCCCUCCUCCUCCUCCUCCACCACCACCACCGCCCGCUCCUCCCCGCGAUGAUCAUCGCCGUCGGGAAGAGCGCUUUGUGCGGCAGCCAGUGCAGCCGAAACAACGUCAAAAGACCAAAGAGGAAUUGCUGGAGGAACUUCGCCGCGUCGAGGAGCGUCUCCAGCGCAAACGUAGACAGGCGGCCAUG